GCUGUCAGCUUUCAGUAACCGACUUGCUGAUGGCGGUACAUGUGAAGUUGCCGUUUACCGUGAUCACCAUAGCGACUGCUGCCUUGGCUCUGGCGCUGGGCUCCAGCCCUCAGCCGAGAACCUUGGCUGCCCGGUCGGACUCUGGGCGCCCGGUGCGAUUUGAUUAUGAGACCCGGUAUUACCGGCAGAAGAUUGAUCACUUUGGAUUUGCUGAAGAUGCUACAUUCAACCAGAGGUACUUGAUAGCAGACAAACAUUGGAAUCAUAAUGGUGGUCCCAUUCUUUUCUACACUGGAAAUGAGGGAGACAUCACAUGGUUCUGUAACAAUACGGGUUUUAUGUGGGAAAUUUCGAAGGAACUGGAAGCCAUGUUGGUGUUUGCCGAACAUCGGUAUUAUGGAGAGUCUUUGCCUUUUGGGAGCAAAUCAUUCAGUAAUCUCAAGAACUUGAAUUACUUCACUUCUGAGCAAGCUUUGGCUGAUUUUGCAGUUCUUAUACGGAAUCUCAAACAGACCAUCCCUGGAGCUCGGACUAGUCCUGUUAUUGCUGUAGGUGGCUCCUAUGGAGGAAUGUUAGCAGCCUGGUUUAGGAUGAAGUAUCCAAACAUUGUUGUUGGAGCUCUGGCUGCUUCUGCUCCAAUAUGGCUGUUUGAGAAUUUGUCUCCAUGUGAAGGCUUUUAUAAUAUUGUGACCAAUGACUUCUUGAAGAGUGGAAAAGGCUGCUCUGAAAGCAUCAAGAAUUCUUGGGAUGCAAUUAAUAAACUGUCAUCCACAGCGGAAGGUUUAACCUUUCUUUCCCAUACCUUCCAUCUCUGUUCACCAUUACAAGCUACAGAUGUGGUAUUCUUCAAAUCAUGGCUGAGCAACACUUGGGUUAAUCUGGCUAUGGUGGACUAUCCAUAUAAGGCCAAUUUUUUACAACCCCUUCCUGCUUGGCCUAUUAAGGUUGUUUGUACCUUUCUCAAGAACCCCUCACUACCAGCAGAAUCCCUGCUGCAAAACAUCUUUAAGGCUGUGAAUAUAUAUUAUAACUACACUGGCAAUGUAGCAUGCCUGAAUAUCUCGCAGACUGCAACUUCCAGCCUUGAUGAUCGAGGCUGGGAUUACCAGACUUGCACAGAAAUGGUGAUGCCUUCAUGUUCUGAUGGCAUCAAUGACAUGUUUGAACCAAUGCCAUGGGACCUCCAAUCGUACUCUGAUAACUGCAAGAAAGACUGGGGAUUACUUCCUAGACCUCAAUGGAUGACUACAGUCUAUGGUGGGAAAAAUAUCAGUUCACACAGCAAUAUUGUCUUCAGCAAUGGUGGUUUGGAUCCAUGGGCAAGUGGAGGGGUGACUAAAUCUAUCUCUGAUACGUUGAUUGCCAUACUUAUUCCUGAGGGAGCACAUCAUUUAGACCUGCGCUUAAGCAACAAAGAGGACCCUGUCUCUGUCCAAAAAGCACGAACUCUGGAAGUCAAAUACUUUAAAAAGUGGAUUGAACAGGCAAAAACUGAACCAGUGCUAUGAUAUUGCAACAAACAUUAUAUUGAAAAUAUAAGAAAAGUUGGACCGAUUCUUCUGCAGCCUAUUAACUUUUCAAACAAUAUUCUACACAGAUAUUUGAAAUUAAGUUGGAGCCUAUUAUUUGUUUACAUAACUGAAAAUAAAAUAUCCUUUUAAUUCAGGUGUGAAUCCUCAAAACCAAUUUUGACUUGGUCAGAAAUCAAUUCGUUUUUGAUUGAGGAAUUAGUUCUGAAACAAAAUACAAUUAACUGCACAGCUUGUAAUUGUUUUCAGUUAAAAUAUAAUUGUGAUGGAUGACAUUGUAUUUUUGAACAUAUUUUACAGUUAUAAGAAAUCCAUAAGUUAAAAUUGCUACAGCUUGAAUUAUUUUUAAUCAAUCCGUUUAAGCAUGUUUUGAUAUUCCUUUGGGUCAGAUGAGACUUGAACUCAAAUCUUCUGGCUGAGAUGUAAGGCACUACUUCUGCACCACAAGACCCUCUGCUUUUCUGAAAAACCUGAGUGACAUUAGUUCUUGAACCUCUAAAUAGUUGAAUGACUCUGGUUAAAUGUGAAGAAAAAUAACUCCUUGGUAAUCAAUAAAUCAUUGCACAAUCACUGCUU
This is a messenger RNA of Rhincodon typus (whale shark), 2105 nucleotides long. Its product is annotated as prolylcarboxypeptidase (angiotensinase C). The record is from RefSeq and is a predicted model, not a curated record. Bases 30 to 1508 code for a protein of 492 amino acids. Lineage: Eukaryota; Metazoa; Chordata; Chondrichthyes; Orectolobiformes; Rhincodontidae. Gene Ontology annotation, biological process: angiogenesis involved in wound healing; regulation of blood vessel endothelial cell migration; proteolysis. Gene Ontology annotation, molecular function: serine-type exopeptidase activity; dipeptidyl-peptidase activity. The transcript is spliced from 10 exons.